This is a messenger RNA of Micromonas pusilla CCMP1545, 7232 nucleotides long. RefSeq names its product acetyl-coa carboxylase. Lineage: Eukaryota; Viridiplantae; Chlorophyta; Mamiellophyceae; Mamiellales; Mamiellaceae. Gene Ontology annotation, biological process: fatty acid biosynthetic process. Gene Ontology annotation, molecular function: metal ion binding; ATP binding; acetyl-CoA carboxylase activity. The transcript is spliced from 8 exons. The record is from RefSeq and is a predicted model, not a curated record. The coding region runs from base 163 to 6600 and encodes 2145 amino acids.
CUGAGGUGUCGUAGCGCACUAGCAGACGUAACCAUUCCUCGGGCAAAAGUGACGCGGCAUUAGGGACCGGUGCAUCAGGGACUGAAGGUAAAUCCCGCGGGCACUCACCAACAUUAAUCGAGAAACAGUCGUCCGCAAAAGAGAGGUCGGUAAACCGGCAAAAUGCACGCGCUGAGCGCUGCCGCCAACUGGUGGCCCGUGCAUAAAGCGCACGCUUCGACGUCAUCGAGUAACCGUCGCCAUAUCGCGCAGCUUUUACGAUUGAACAAACACGGAAAUUAUUUCAACCUUAGGCCACAAGGAAAUAGUGCUCGAGUUCCAGCUCCAGCCAUCACAUUCAAGCCAUGCCGCAUUGAACUGCAGCAUGACACAUCUCCUGGUGACGUCUGUACGUGCGCAUCUGUUUCCGCACCUGCGGACACAAGUGCUGACACUACCACAACAGAGGCUCUUGCCAGGUAUGUUGCUGCCCACGGUGGCAAACGUGUUAUCCGGAAGGUGCUCAUAGCGAAUAAUGGAAUGGCCGCGACAAAGUCGAUCAUAUCCAUGCGUCGAUGGGCGUAUACUGAACUUGGAGACGAAAACGCCAUCGAAUUCAUCGCGAUGGCAACUCCCGAGGACUUAAAUGCCAACGCCGAAUUCAUCCGGUUUGCCGAUGACUUCGUGGAGGUCCCGGGAGGUUCAAACAAAAAUAACUAUGCGAACGUCAACCUAAUUGUGGACAUUGCUGAGCGUGAAGGAGUUGAUGCAGUAUGGCCAGGAUGGGGACAUGCAUCAGAGAAUCCAAAACUUCCAACUUCGCUUAAGGAGCGUGGGAUACAGUUUAUUGGCCCGACAGCACCCGUGAUGUCAGUGCUUGGCGAUAAAAUCGCUGCAAACAUCCUUGCACAGACUGCAAAGGUUCCAUCCAUCCCGUGGUCUGGAGAAGGUCUAGAGGCGGAGCUCACCGAGGAAGGCACGAUUCCUGAUGAUAUUUUCAACAAAGCAAUGGUUACAACGGUCGAAGAAUCUCUCGUGGCAGCGAAUCGCAUUGGGUAUCCAGUCAUGUUGAAGGCUUCUGAAGGUGGUGGCGGUAAAGGCAUCCGCAUGAGUGCUAAUGACGAGGAAUUAAGGGUCAACUUUGAAAUGGUCAAGGCAGAGGUUCCCGGGUCGCCGAUGUUUAUGAUGCAGCUCUGCUCCCAAGCUAGGCAUCUUGAAGUUCAAAUUGUUGGCGACGAAUACGGAAAUGCGGUUGCCUUAAGUGGCAGAGACUGCUCUACACAGCGCCGCUUCCAGAAAAUAUUUGAGGAAGCGCCGCCAACGAUCGCAGACCCUACAAUAUUUCGCGAAAUGGAAAAGGCUGCUCAGCGUCUAACUCGAAAUAUUGGAUAUGUCGGCGCUGGGACAGUUGAAUACCUGUACAAUGCCACGACAAAGAAGUACUAUUUCCUUGAACUCAACCCACGUCUCCAAGUCGAGCAUCCUGUCACAGAGGGAAUCACAGGAGUAAAUCUACCGGCAACGCAACUGCAAGUGGCCAUGGGUAUUCCGCUUAGCCGCAUACCUGAUAUCAGGAGGUUUUAUGGCCGCGAUCCGGAGACGGACACGAACAUAGACUUCAUGGAAGAAGACUAUGUCCUUCCCGAGCGCCACGUCAUCGCGGCCCGAAUAACGGCAGAGAACCCAGAUGAGGGUUUCAAGCCUACCUCAGGCGGCAUUGAAAGAGUGUCAUUUCAGUCAACACCUACUGUCUGGGGUUACUUUUCUGUUGGCGCCAACGGUGGCGUGCAUGAGUUCGCAGAUUCCCAGUUUGGUCACAUCUUUGCCACCGGCUCGACUCGCGAGGAAUCACGCAAGUCGCUCGUGUUGGCUCUUAAGGGAAUGGUGGUGCGAGGUGAGAUUAGAACUGCCGUCGAGUAUCUUGUUCAACUCUUGGAGACGGAUGACUUCAAAAAUAAUAAUAUCGACACAAGUUGGCUCGAUGGUAUUAUCAAGGCAAAGUCAAUUGCAAUGAAAGAGGAUCCACACACCAUCGUAGCGUCUGCUGCCCUAUAUCGUGCUUUCCGAAUCGUACAAGCAGAAGAAUCUGCCUUCAAGGAAUUUUGGCAGAAGGGGCAGACAGCCACUCAAGGAAUCGAACGUCUCACAGAGUUCCCAAUGGAUAUAACGUAUCAAGACGUGAAAUAUUCCUUCACGAUUCACCGUCGUGGUCCGGACUCACUUGUUCUAUCUCUUAAAGGAGAAGAUCUCAUCAACGCAAGAAUUCGUGAGCGUUCUGAUGGAGUACUCCUUGGAAUAUGGGGGGGGCAGACGCACGAGAUCGAUGGUCUCGAGGAACCGCUCGGUCUGCGAAUGGUGCUCGAUGGUCAAACCUGGCUGCUUCCCAACCAGUUUGACCCGUCUGAGCUGCGGACGGAUGUCACAGGUAAACUCAUUCGCUUCCUUCAGGAUGAUGGCGGCGAGGUGAUUGCGGGCAAGCCUUAUGCAGAGGUCGAAGCAAUGAAGAUGGUAAUGCCCCUCAUCGCAACUGAAAGCGGCACGAUAUCACAUGCCAAAUCUGGAGGUGCCGUCAUCGAGGCUGGUGAUCUACUCGGUAGCCUCACUCUCAAGGACCCAAACAAAGUGAAGAAGAUUUCUCCGUUUGGUGGGGAAUUUCGCUGCUCAUCUAUAGAGGGCCAAGAAGCACCCCCAUCUGCUUCUGAGGCACUUGAGGAAGCUAUCUCCUCUACUAACCUACUUCUCGAUGGAUACGUUCUUCCUGUAGAAGAGACAGUGAAUAACCUUCUCGAAACGCUUUGUGAUCCUGCACUCCCAGAGGCUGAUGGUGGACGAUGGCAGCGGGCAUGUUCUAUCCUCAAUUGUAUUGUCGAUCGUUACCUCUCCGUCGAGAGUCUGUUCGCUGGAAAGAAGGGAGACUCCGUGAUGCGCGAACAAACGCAGAAGAACAGUGGUGACAUGGACGCACUCUUAAGGAUGGUCGUUGCUCAUGCACGCAUCAAACAGAGUACACAAAUGGUAAUCAGUCUGCUCAAGCAAGCUCCGACACUUCCGCAGCGGGUCAUGGGUGGACCCAUCGGAUGGGCAGAUGACCAUUCACCCAUAUCUGACGAUUUCCGUGCUUCCAUUGAACGACUGUCAAACCUGAGAGGUGCUGACUACGGUGAACUUGCGCUGACUGCAUCCAACAUUUUACUUGAAAAACGUCUCCCCUCCAUAGAUAAACGCCUCGAUGAGCUCCGCAGCAUCCUCUUGGGAGGUAUGGGCUUGAAGCGUCCGUGGGGGACUUCAGAGGCGGGCGAUCUGAAAAGCUUGAUCGAAUCCCCCACCCUUGCUGUGGAUCUUUUACCAUCUCUUUUCGUAGAUUCUGAUGCAGACGUUGCCGAUGCAGCGCUUGAAGUCUACACGAAGCGUGUUUAUCGUGCCCACAACGUCAUCUCAUCGGAAAUUGUGCGUGAAAAUGACCUUGACUCAAUGAACUUCAAGUUUCAGUUCAACACUUAUCCAGAGGAGUCACCGCUGCGUUUCGGCGUCAUGGUGGUGACCACGACACUUGAACAAGCUAAGGCCCAGAUGCCAGCUAUACUUGAUCGUCUCGCCCAUCAUAUCGACGAUGCCGCAAAAGAUACGCCGUUUCAUGUUUUACACAUUGCUUUGAGCUGCCAGACUGAAGAAACAACUCUGGCAGACCGAUGUGCAGCCGUUUUGAGCGAACACCGCGGCCGCAUGGCGGAACUUGGCGUCAAGUUUGUAAACGUUAUUAGCUACGUCCCCCCCAACCUCCCUCACUAUUAUACUUUCACUGCUGCCAAUGGUUACCAGGAAGAUCCUCUUUAUCGUGGUGAGCGGCCCACUGUUGCACACUUGCUUGAGCUAGCUCGACUUGAGAACUACAACCUGACACGCUUGCCAACUGUUAACCGAGAUCUGCACGUUUACGUUGGAGAGUCCAAGCAAGGCUUCGGCAAGCGAGGUCUUCAGAAGCACAUACUACUUCGGCGCAUAAGUCACUCUCGUGAUGCGGCUGAAGGAGGUAUUGAACGAGUUCUCGGUAAGGCUGUCGAAGCCCUUGAUCUCGCACGACUUGAUCCGCGCACGAAAGGUGCCAGCUCUGGUCGGAUAUACAUCAACUUUUUACCAGCCCAGACCAACAGUCCAUUUGACACCAUCGUUACUUCCCUGAAGACGAAAGUAUUGGAGUUCAUCAGCCGCAAAUCUACCGAGCUCCUCGCCCAGCAGGUUGAUGAAAUAGAAAUUCGAUUUCGUAUCGCUGAGAGCCCAGGUUCUUCCGUGCAGGUCCCUGUCCGAAUUAUGGCAACAUCCAUGUCCGGACAAUGGCUCAAGGUUGACGUGUACCGUGAAUACCUUGAUCCGCAAACGGGGAAAGCAACGCAAUUUUGCAUGCUAGGGAAAGAUGGUGUCGAAGAGGCAUGUUUUAUGGAACCUUAUCCGAUGCCAGGUACCCUGCAGCAAAAGCGCUCUAUUGCCCGGGCCAUUGGAACGACCUACAUAUAUGACUUCUUGGGUUUGAUAGAGAAGGCAAUGGUGCUUGAGUGGCGCCAGUUCAUUGCAGAUAACGGCGAGGGUACUGUUCCUGUAGAUAUGUUCCGUGCGGAGGAGCUUAUCCUGAACGCAGAUGAUAGAUCUCUUUCGAAAGCAGAGACGAGCAGAAUUGCCGGUUCCAACGACAUUGGUAUGGUGGCGUGGCAGUGCUUCAUGAAAACACCCGAGUACCCCGAAGGGCGCGAAAUUGUUCUCGUAGGAAAUGACUGUACAUUUAUGUCUGGCUCAUUCGGUGUUAAGGAGGAUGAUUUUUACUAUGCGGUGUCACAAUAUGCUCGCAGAAAAGGUGUCCCACGUGUAUACAUUGCAUCGAACUCUGGGGCUCGCAUCGGCUUAGUCGAGGAGCUCAAGCCAUACUUCAAGGUUGCAUGGAACGACGUGUCAAAUCCUUCACUAGGAUUCAGGUAUCUUUACCUGUCUCCCGAUGACUAUGCUGCCUUCCCGGAAGGCACCGUAAACGCAACAGAGGUUGUUGAUGAUGGCGAGAAGAGAAUGCAACUAGACGAUAUCAUUGGACAGAUUCAUGGCAUUGGUGUUGAAAACCUCCGGGGCUCUGGCAUGAUUGCCGGAGAGCAGUCAGCAGCAUAUUCUGAUGCGUUCACUCUUUCGUACAUAACUGGUCGUUCAGUUGGCAUCGGGGCCUACUUGUGCCGCCUCGGUCAGCGUAACAUUCAGAUGACAAAUGGUCCUCUCAUUCUCACAGGAUAUCUAGCACUGAACAAAUUGCUUGGACGUGAGGUGUACACCUCGCAGGAUCAACUAGGUGGUCCACAAGUGAUGAUGCCGAACGGGGUGAGCCAUAUGCAAGUUGAGGAUGACCAGGAGGGUGUGAAGGCCAUCCUUCGCUGGUUGUCAUAUGUUCCUUCAAACUGUUUUACUCGAGCUCCAGCACUUCCUUCAGCAGAUCCCACCUCUCGCAAAAUUGCAUUCAAGCCGACGAAGACACCAUAUGAUCCCCGCCACAUGAUUUCUGGAACGGAAAGCUCGGAUGGGUCUUGGAUUGGCGGUUUCUUUGACCGAGGUUCGUGGACUGAGACCCUCGCAGACUGGGGAAAAUCUGUAGUCUGUGGCCGUGCCCGCCUAGGUGGUAUACCUAUGGGUGUUAUAGCAGUUGAAACACGCCUCAUGGAGCAGCGCAUACCUGCGGAUCCAGCGAAUCCAGACUCUCGUGAAUCUGUUCUUGCUCAGGCUGGCCAGGUGUGGUUCCCAGACUCAGCUCACAAGACUGCAACUGCGAUUCGUGACUUUAACAAUGCCGAGAAUCUUCCUUUGAUUAUUUUUGCGAACUGGCGAGGCUUUUCCGGUGGCACUCGUGACAUGUACGGAGAAAUACUCAAGUUUGGUGCCAUGAUCGUCGAUGAGUUACGGGUUUACCGCCACCCUGUUUUUGUGUACAUCCCACCAAAUGGUGAGCUUCGUGGUGGCGCUUGGGUUGUUGUUGAUCCCACUAUAAACGAAGCUCAGAUGGAGAUGUAUGCAGAUGAGGAGAGUCGUGGAGGCAUACUUGAGCCACCUGGCAUCUGUGAAGUCAAAUUUCGUGACAAAGACCAGAAAGCAGUUAUGCACCGCCUUGACCCAGUGUUGCUAGAGCUGGACCAGGACCCCGAGGAAAAUCAGGUGGAAAUUUCUUCUCGGGAAGCACAACUUCUGCCUAUGUACACACAGGUGGCACAUGAGUUCGCUGACUUGCACGACCGAAGUGGGCGAAUGCUUGCAAAGGGUGUAAUCCGAGACGUUGUGAAGUGGGAAGAUGCCCGUGCUUAUUUUCAUGCCCGACUACAGCGCAGACUCGCCAUGGAUGACUUAGCAAUGGAAGCGGGCACUGAUCGGACAGUUGUAGAAGAACACUUGGAGAAACUCGCCGUCGAAGCUAACAUAAAUUGGAGCUCCGAUGCUGCUGUCACAGGCUGGCUUCAAACAGAAGCAGACCAUAUCAGGAACAUCAUAUCUUCACUAGGACGAGACGCUGCUGUUGAAGAUGCAGUAGAAAGCCUCUCAAGUCUUGAUGAAGAGGCCCUGAAGAUGGUACUACAGAUGUUGAAGGCACAAGGAAAGCAGUGAGCGGCUAGACUCUGAAAAGCUGAAUGCCAAGAAAGACAACACUCAUACAGCACCUCAGCGUGUGGAGCAAGCUGCUAUUGAAAGUACCUUCGAAGCAGUACUUCCGGAAGUACAGAAGUACUUUGCAGCUCCCUGUGUUGUGUAUUUCACCAGGCGAUUCAACUUGAAGAACUGAGGAAAACUGGCAUUUCCAAAGUAUGUUUCCGUGACUGGCUAAUCCUAUGAAACGACAAAAUACGGUGGACAUUUUCGUUCCAACGAUAAAAGUACCUCGUACUUUGCGUUCGCGAAAGUACUUCCGGAAGUACGUAGCUACGUACUGUACACUACGUUGUAGGGCAAUACCUUCGGAGGAUACACAAAAGCACCCCUGAUAAAUCCUUCGAAGGUACUUCCGUAUAUUCGUUCUAUCUUGCACAGUACACGUACACGUACGUGUAUGUCCUUCAUAGUAUAUAUCAUAAUGCCCUAAACCCAGCCAUAAUUAUAUACCUUCAUAUAUAUAUAGUACGUACAUAUACAAGUACGAAAAAAGUACGAGGGUAUCAGCGUACCUUCGUACGAAGAUAGCAUUAAAUAAAAUAGUACGAAAGUACUUUGUACAGUGUGAAGACAGUGACGAGUGAGCAAAC